UUUUAUAUCUUAUCAAUGUCCUUUAUUUCAUCUUGAACUCAUAAACUUUAUACAAAAUCUCUCUCAAUUACGGGCCCCUUUCACCCAACAUGCUGAUAAGGCACAGUGUCUUGCGCGCUUGCAAAUAGUCGAGAUCGUGCCUGUCUUGCUGCAGCUUUGUUACCUCUGAAUCUGAUUGUUUUUGUGGUAAUCGCUUUGAUACUCAGCGCUGAAGAAUGUCAUCUCUGCCGGCAACUUUCGUCGAAGGCUUCCACGAUGAAGCGUCCGUCCGUAAGAUGGAGUAUCGGCAGCUGGGCCGCACGGGCCUCUCCGUGUCUAAGAUCUCUCUGGGCACGGGUACUCUGAGUGCCUUCUACGGGGGCGUCACUGAAGCCAGCGCUUGCGAAACUGUCCAGGGAGCUCUGAAGCGUGGGAUCAACUACAUCGAUACAGCAUAUUACUAUGGCCAGGGUACUUCGGAGAAGCUCCUGGGCAUCGCUCUCAAGUCCGUGCCAAGGAAGGCUUACUACAUCGGCACGAAAAUUGGCAGAUACGAAUUGGAUUUGGCCAGUCAAUUCGAUUUCAGCGCUGCGAUGACGAGGAAGAGCGUGGAGAGGAGCCUCAAGUUCUUGCAGCUGGACUACGUCGACAUCAUCCAGAUCCACGAUGUGGAAUUCGCUCCUAAUCUCGAGAUUGUUCUCAAGGAAGCUCUGCCGACAUUGGAAGCUCUGAGAGAGGAGGGAAAAGUGCGCUUCAUCGGCGUGACUGGGUAUCCUCUGGAGGUGCUGAAGCAAGCGAUCUUGGGAGCGCCUGGGAGAUUCGACACUGUUCUGGGUUACACGCGGUACUCAAUGAUUGAUGACAGUCUCACGCGCUAUCUGGACUUCUUUCUGGGCGAGAAGCUGGGCGUGAUUUGCGCCGCUGGUCAUGGCUUGGGGCUUCUGAGUCAGAACGGACCCCAGCCUUGGCAUCCGGCUGGAGAGGAGAUCAAGGCAGCCUGUCGCAAGGCAGCGGCGAUCUGCCAGGAGGAGGGAAUCGAGCUGGGUCGUCUCGCCAUGGGACACUUCAUCGAGCUCUCCGGGCCUGCGACCUUCCUGGUGGGCAUGCAGACCGUGGAGCUCCUGAAUAUGAACCUGGACGUGUACCUCAACGGACUCACGGACAAGGAGAAGGCGGUCAAGGAGAGGAUCAUUCGCGAGACCUUUGCAAAUCUCAAGCAGACGCACUGGGAGGGCGUCGAGGUAUCUCGCUACUGGAGCGAGAUGGCGAAGCUUGGCAAAAAGAGAGAGUGAUCAGUGAUCUUCGGAAUAAAGAGAUGAUUGCCAUUGAGAAACAAAAA
This is a messenger RNA of Phlebotomus argentipes, 1318 nucleotides long. RefSeq lists its product as uncharacterized. Gene Ontology annotation, cellular component: cytosol. The record is from RefSeq and is a predicted model, not a curated record. NCBI's taxonomy places the organism in Eukaryota, Metazoa, Arthropoda, Insecta, Diptera, Psychodidae. Gene Ontology annotation, molecular function: L-galactose dehydrogenase activity. The coding region runs from base 216 to 1271 and encodes 351 amino acids. The transcript has 4 exons.